UGAGUAGUCAAAACAAUCCCUCUCCUCUUUUUCCUUCCUUUUUCAUAGUCCAUAAAGUGAAAGCCAACAGAUAAAGCCACCAUACAAACACUCUAAAAACAUUCUUUCUAUAUCAAAUAAAAACAGCAGCUGCACACAAACUGAAGGAGGUCAAAUUCUCUUUUCUCUUUGAGAAUUCCUUUCUGUUUUUUCUCCUCACUUUGGUUUCAUCUUCUCAAAUUAAUGGAUGCUGCUAAAUGGUCACAGGAUUUUGGUUUGGUUAAGCCCAUGGAAGAGAUGCUUCCUAAUACAUGCACAAGGGGACCAAUGUUAGAGAGAAAAACAAGGCCACCAGAGCAAUUGAAUUGCCCAAGAUGUAACUCUACCAACACCAAGUUUUGUUAUUACAACAACUACAGCCUCACUCAACCAAGAUACUUCUGCAAGACUUGCAGAAGGUACUGGACUGAAGGUGGAUCUCUAAGGAAUGUUCCAGUCGGAGGUGGUUCAAGAAAGAACAGAAGAUCCAUAUUAUCAAGCUCUUCAUCUCCUUCUUCUUCUUCUUCUUCUUCAGCUUCAGCCAAAGUUCCUGCAGAUCUAAAGCCAACAAGUUUCUCACAUUUGUCUUCUCAAAACCCUAACACCCAUAAAGGCCAACAAGAUCUGAACCUGGGUUUCCCUCCUAUGCAACCGAGUCAUGGUCUAUCUCAGUAUAUACAAGUUGCUAAAGUUGAGAACAACGACCACCAGCAAAAGUACCCUUCAGCUUCAGCUUUGGGACUGCUCAGGACUGGAAUGGCAUCGAGAGGGUUGAAUUCUUUCGUUCCAGCACCAGAACCAGACUCAACUACACCUUACUCAACUGGUUUCUCCAUGCAAGACUAUAAACCAGCACUUACUUUUUCAAUUGACGGACUUGAAAAUAGGGCUGCCGGUAUUCAUGGUAUUCAAGAGAAUGGAGGAAGGGUUUUCUUUCCUUUUGGAGAAAUGAAACCCAUUUCAACAAACAUUACCAAUGAAGUUGAUCAAAAUAAGGACCAAGGCAAUUCAGCUGGAUAUUGGACUAAUGGAAUGUUUGGUGGAGGAGGAGGAUCAUGGUAAGGAAAGAAGAACCUAAAGGAGAUCAUCAUCCAACUGUUCUUUUUGUUUUCUUCACAUGGUUGAUUAUUAUUACUUGCUUAAAGUUAUUUAGAACUAACAGAUCAUAUAUAGAAUACAUAUAUAAUUAAUGGUUUUCUUUUCUUUCUUUUUUUAAAAUCUCCUACUCUUCUCUGAACAAUGUAAACAGAUUAGAGCUAUUUUGGGUUUGGUUUGAAGAGGCUGUCUUAAGCUUUUCGUGUGGUUAGAAGAAAAAAAAAAAAACAAAGUGAAUAAAGGGCUGUGAUUGAUUUUUUUGUCACAGUAAACAUGAUCUA
This is a messenger RNA of Gossypium raimondii (Peruvian cotton), 1394 nucleotides long. Its product is annotated as dof zinc finger protein DOF2.5. The coding region runs from base 223 to 1080 and encodes 285 amino acids. The transcript is spliced from 2 exons. Gene Ontology annotation, molecular function: DNA binding; DNA-binding transcription factor activity. Lineage: Eukaryota; Viridiplantae; Streptophyta; Magnoliopsida; Malvales; Malvaceae. The record is from RefSeq and is a predicted model, not a curated record. Gene Ontology annotation, biological process: regulation of DNA-templated transcription.